Messenger RNA from Bactrocera oleae (olive fruit fly), 1283 nucleotides. NCBI's taxonomy places the organism in Eukaryota, Metazoa, Arthropoda, Insecta, Diptera, Tephritidae. The record is from RefSeq and is a predicted model, not a curated record.
CUACCGUAUGGGUUCGGGAGUGUCCGACCAACAAAUGGAAACCGCUUGGCGCGAAAUUGGCAACCAUUUUGCAAGUUUACGUUCUUGGGAGAGCGCAAAGGAAUACUAUGAAAAAUCACAUCACUUAGACGGCUUAAUGGAUGCGCUUUACCAUCUUGAGAGAUUUGAUGAGUUGGAACAAUGCAUUGAUAAAUUGCCUGAAAAAAGUCCAUUAUUAGCAAAAAUAGCCGAAAUGUUGGCUUCAGUUGGAAUGUGUACAGAGGCAGUCAAGGCGUACUUAAAAAUGGGCGAUCCUAAAUCUGCAGUAAAUGCUUGCGUUAAUCUGCGACAAUGGGGAGAGGCGGUGCAGCUUGCUCGUAAAUUUGAUAUGCCACAAAUUGGAGAUUUGUUAAGCAAGCAUGCGGCACAGCUCAUCAAAGAAGAUCGUCUACCAGAAGCAAUUGAACUACAAAAGAAAGCUGGAUUUUAUUUGGAAGCCGCGCGUUUGCUGGGUAAACUGGCACAACGGGAAGCCGAAAAGGAUUCCAGCAUGCUACGCAUUAAAAAGCUCUAUAUUUUAGCUUCAUUAUUAUCCGAGGAACAUCUGAAAUCAUUGAGUACAGUAGAAUUGAGUUACAAAGUGGAUAGAAAUUCGAUAUUGGAUACGAUGAGUCCAGAAGACGCACACGUCGUUGAACAUAUGUGGCAUGCAGCGGAAGCUUAUCAUUUUAUGAUGUUGGCACAGCGUCAGUUACGAUUUGGUAUUACACGCAAUGCUGUCGCUACUGCAUUGCGCUUGUGCGAUUACGAUGAUAUUUUGCCAGCAGAAGAUGUAUAUAAUAUACUCGCGCUUUCCUGUUGUGCAGAUCGAUCAUUUGGUACAUGCGUCAAGGCUUUUACAAAGCUAGAAGGAAGUUUGGAGAGUAUACCGGAGUGUAGAGUUCAGGAAUAUAAAAGGCUCGCUGAAAGUAUUUUUUCAAAGUAUACCUCUGAAGAUACCAAAAGAGAAAUGGUUAAAUGUUACGCAUGCAACUCGCCGUUACUCGAAAGUCUGCCAGCCUGUAGCAUUUGUGGUGCUCGCUUUCCAGCAUGUGUAUCAUCAGGCAAACCCAUCACUCAACCCACCAGUAAUAUUUGGAUUUGUGGCAUUUGUCAUCAUUGUGCCACCCCAGUUGAAAUCUCACGACAUCAUACCUGCCCUCUUUGUCACAGUUUGAUAAUUUCAAUGACGGUUGAAAUUUAAUUUAAAGUUCAAAGCAUUAUUUCACUUAAAUUAUUUAAAUAAAGCGCAUUUAUAUUACUAA